UCCCAGCGACUCCUCUUACUUCUGCCAUCAGCUUUUCUGAUCUCUGAUGGAACAAUGAAGAUGUCUAACUUGAACCUCCAGUCUUUCACUUUUUUCAUUUAAAUCUGAGUGGCUGAAGUCUGGCACCAUGCUGCGGGUUGUUGUAGAGUCGGCCAAGAGUCUGCCCAAGAAGAAACUUGGGAGUCCUGAUCCAGUAGCAUCAGUGAUUUUUAAAGAGGAGAAGAAGAAAACCAAAGCGAUUGACAACGAGUUGAACCCUGUUUGGAAUGAGGUGCUUGAGUUUGACCUAAAAGGCACGCCGCUGGACACCAGCUCCCAACUAGAAGUGGUUGUGAAAGACUAUGAGACGAUUGGGAAAGACAAAUUUAUUGGUUCUGUCAAAAUCUCAUUACGGGACCUUGCCUCGGGCCAAGCGAGAUCUCUACCAUCUAAAAAUGUUCCGUUGAUGGGUGAAAAUGGGCAGAAUAUCGGAGCAACAAUCAGUUUUGUGGUUGGAUACGACCCACCAGCUAACACCAUACCAAACCCCAAUGACCCUCAAGCUGGAAAUGUUACAGUGGAUGCUGGAGGGGGUAGUGGUGGUGGUGGUGAGGAAGGAGGUGAGACGCUACCAGACGGAGUUCAGCCUGGCUCUGCAGGAAACUCCUCCUCCACCAAUCUGCCUUCUAACCUCCGCCAGAAGCUAGCAAGGACACAGAGUCGCCACAGGCUGGCAAACAAACCUCAGGACUUCCAGAUCCGUGUUCGGGUCAUCGAAGCCCGUCAGCUGCCCGGCAACAACAUCAAACCUGUGGUGAAGGUUCAUGUGGGUGGAGAGACCCACAGGACACGCAUCAAAAGGGGAAACAAUCCGUUCUUUGAUGAGAUGUUCUUCUACAAUUUCCACAUGCUUCCGACAGAUUUGUUUGAGCAGAACAUCAGUUUCCGGGUGUAUGAUUCAUACUCUUUGAGGGCUGACAGUCUUAUGGGAGAAUUUAAGCUGGAUGUUGGUUAUGUUUACGACGAACCAGCCCACAGUGUCCUGAGGAAGUGGCUCCUACUGAACGACCCAGAUGACAACAGCUCUGGAGCUAAAGGCUAUCUCAAAGUUAGCCUCUUCAUAGUCGGAACAGGAGACGAGCCUCCGGUGGAGAAAAGGGCGUCGAAUGAUGACCAGGAUGACAUAGAGAGCAACCUGUUGCUUCCAGCCGGUGUAACUCUGAGAUGGGCAACGCUGUCGUUAAAGGUUUUCAGAGCUGAAGACAUUCCCCAGAUGGAUGACGCAUUCGUCCAGUCUUUGAAAGCAAUGUUUGGAAGUGAUGAAAACAAGAAAAACUUGGUGGAUCCUUUUUUGGAGGCUGGAUUUGCCGGGAAAAAGUUGUGCACUCAGAUUAUUGAAAAGAACGCAAACCCAGAGUGGAACCAAGUUUUGAACCUUCAGGUGAAAUUUCCGUCCAUGUGUGAGCGUGUCAAGCUGACAGUCUAUGAUUGGGAUCGCCUAACAGGAAAUGAUGUUGUUGGCACCACAUACCUCAACCUGGCCAAGAUAGCUUCCUCUGGUGGAGAAAUAGAAGCUAACUCAGGAGAAUCAGAAGUUGGGUUUCUGCCCGUGUUUGGGCCCUGCUAUAUCAACCUGUACGGCAGUCCCAGAGAGUUCACCGGCCUGCCAGACCCUUAUGAGGAUCUCAAUUUGGGCGAGGGAGAAGGAGUGGCCUACAGGGGCAGGAUUCUGGUCGAGCUGUCCACCAAGUUGGAGGAGAAGGCAGACAAAGCAGUAGACAGUAUUCCCAAUGACGACAUCCUGGUGGUACAGAAGUACCAGAGGAGGAGGAAAUAUUGCCUGUGUGCAGUCUUCCACAGUGCCUCCAUGAUCCAGGAACCUGGUGAGCCAAUCCAGUUUGAGGUCAGCAUCGGUAACUAUGGCAACAAACUGGACACCACCUGCAAACCCCUUGCCUCCACCACUCAAUACAGCUGUGCUGUUUUUGAUGGCAACCAUUACUACUAUCUGCCCUGGGCAAACACAAAGCCGGUGGUUGUGGUAACGUCGUUCUGGGAGGACAUCAGCCACCGCCUGGAUUCUGUCAACAUCAUCCUCUUCAUUAAUCACCGUCUGCAAACUAACCUGGAGGCGUUUAAAACCGCCAUGUUGGCAAAAGUCUCCGACAACCAACUUUCAGAGGUGUGGCUGAAGUUGCUCAAUCAGCUGAUUGAAGACUUGGAAAGCUUCCCAACACCCAAGCUGGAGGGCUGCUCUAACCUGACGUCCCUUGACAUCCAAAUCAAGAAACUACGAGACAGCGCUUUAACUUCCAUCAAGGAAACAGCCAGACGCAUGAGGGAGGAGGCCAGAGAGAUCCCGGACACUCUGUCGGACAUAGAAAGCUGGGUGGAAAAGCUCAAACAGAUGGCUGAAGAGCCCCAGAACAGCAUGCCUGAUGUGAUCAUCUGGAUGCUGCGUGGCGAGAAGAGAGUGGCCUACGCUCGUAUUCCUGCUCAUCAGAUACUUUUCUCCACGUUCAGCGAGCAGGCCUGUGGUCAGCACUGUGGCAAGACUCAGACCAUCUACUUACAGUACCCCAUGGACAAGAACAAAGGCCUGAAGGUACCAGUUCAGAUCCGAAUCAACAUGUGGCUUGGUCUAUCUGCGCAUGAAAAAAAGUUCAACUCAUUCUCCGAGGGAACGUUCAGUGUUUUUGCUGAGUUGUAUGAAAACCAAGCCAAGGUCUUUGGGAAGUGGGGGACCACAGGGCUGGUGGGGCGCUACAAGUUCUCAGAUGUAACAGGCAAGCUGAAACUGAAACAGGAGUACUUCCUCCCACCCAGAGGAUGGGAGUGGGAGGCGGAAUGGUUCAUUGAUCCAGAAAAAGCGCUGCUAGCGGAGGCGGAUGCAGGACACACUGAAUUUAUGGAUGAGGUUUUCAAGAAUGACACCCGUUUCCCUGGUGGAGAGUGGAAGGCCGCCUCUGAGCCGUACACCGACGUGAAUGGAGAGAUGAGCCGUAAUCCUGCGGAGUUUGACUGUCCUCCAGGCUGGACAUGGCAGGAUGACUGGAGCGUGGAUGUCAACAGAGCUGUGGAUGAUCAAGGCUGGGAAUAUGGAGUGACCAUUCCUCCAGAUGACAAGCCUCGGUCCUGGGUCCCUGCAGAGAAGGUAUACCACGUCCAUCGCAGAAUGAGGCUCAUUCGACCUCGUAAGAGAGCUGCACUUCCUGGAGGAGCAGCACUGGAGAGGAGAGAUCGGGGUGACCCUGAGGGUUGGGAAUUCUCCUCUCUGAUUGGCUGGAAAUUCCACAGAAACGAGCGCUCCUCAGACACAUUUCGACGCAGGCGCUGGAGACGGAAGAUGGCGCCCGAGAAUCAUCUCGGAGCAUGUGCCAUCUUUCAGCUGGAAGGGGCACUGGGUGUUGACACUGAGGAGAAAGAGAAGGGAUCCAAAGCUGAUAGCACCAAGGUGUUUGGGGCCAACACUCCCACGGUGUCCUGCUCCUUUGACAAGUCAUCAAUGUACCACCUCCGUGUCUACGUCUAUCAGGCAAGGAACCUGACCUCUAUGGACAAAGAUAGCUUUUCUGAUCCAUACGCGCACGUCUCCUUCCUUCAUGUCAGUAAAACAACAGAGAAGCUCAAAGCUACGCUGAACCCAACAUGGGACCAAACCCUGAUUUUCAACAACAUAGAGAUUUAUGGAGACCCCCAGGUCAUCGCUGAGCGCCCACCUCGCGUGGUGCUGGAGUUCUAUGACAAUGACCAAGUGGGCAAAGAUGAGAUGCUUGGCCGCAGUGUUUGCACCCCUUUGGUGAAGCUGAAAUCUGGCAUGGGCCAGUUGCCCAAACUGCUGUGGCAUCCUGUCAUCCAGAAGGGGAAGAAGGCUGGAGAAGCACUUGUAGCUGCUGAACUUAUUCUUAAAGAAAAGUCGGAUCAGACAGAUCUUCCACUGCUACCCUCAAAGAGAGCCGAGAACCUCUACAUGGUUCCUCAGGGUAUCCGUCCUGUGGUUCAGCUCACUGCUGUGGAGAUACUCGUUUGGGGCCUGAGAAACAUGAAGCCGUACCAGCUGGCCUCUGUGUCCUCCCCCAGCCUCGUGGUGGAGUGUGGGGGCCAGAGGGUGGAGUCAGCGGUCAUCAAGAACAUGAAAAAGAGCCCAAACUUCCCCAGCUCCGUCCUCUUUAUCAAAGUGCUCCUUCCAAAGGAUGAGAUGUAUACUCCUCCUAUUGUGCUGAAGGUGAUUGACCACCGCCCGUUUGGUAGGAAACCUGUGGUGGGCCAGUGUACCAUCACGUCUCUGGAGGAGUUCAGAUGUGACCCAUACGUCAUCGUUUCAGAAGGAGCCAGGGCCUCUAAGAUGUCACUGAUGAUGGCUUCACCUCCUAAACACGUCUCCAUUAUGAUGGAGGAGACGAGACCGCUGCUUGAAGCUCAGUUUGUGUACAGCAUGUCAUCAGCUGUCAACAAAAUGACUUCCCCUCCUUCCUGCUUUCGAGUAGAGAAGGAAAAAGAAACAGUUGAUUGGUGGAGUAAGUUCUACGCCUCUGUUGGAGACCAGGAGAAAUGUGGACCUUAUCUACAAAAAGGCUACGACACCCUCAAAGUGUAUGAGUGUGAGCUGGAGAAUGUCCCAGAAUUCAAAGGCCUGACGGAUUUUUGCGACACCUUCAAGCUGCAGCGGGGCAAGAAUGAAAAUGGAGACGAUGACCCCUCCGUGGUGGGGGAGUUCAAGGGGGCCUUCAGGGUCUAUCCCCUACCUGAUGACCCAGGUGUUGCUGCUCCACCCCGUCAGUUCAGAGAGCUGCCAGAGAGUGGCCCUCAGGAGUGUCUUGUGAGGGUUUAUGUGGUUCGGGCUAUCGACCUGCAGCCCAAAGACAAUAAUGGAAAGUGUGACCCAUACAUAAAACUAUCAGUGGGAAGAAACUCAAUCGACGACAGAGACAAUUACUUACCCAACACCCUAGACCCUGUGUUUGGGAGGAUGUUUGAGAUGACAUGUUUCCUGCCCCAAGACAAGGACCUUAAAAUCUCCGUCUUCGACUACGAUCUCCUGACUCGUGAUGACAAGGUUGGCGAGACGGUGAUUGACUUGGAGAACCGCUUCCUAUCUCGAUAUAACUCAUACUGUGGCCUUCCACAAACAUACUGCAUCUCUGGUGUGAACCAGUGGCGGGACCAGCUGAAGCCGUCUCAGAUCCUUGAGAACCUGGCUCGUCUAAAAGGACUGUCCAAACCCCGGACCGAAGACAACGGGACAUCGCUCACUUUCAAUGGGAAAGACUACACUCUGGCACAGUUUGAACCCAACCAGGAAAUCCAUCAGCACCUGGGGCCGCCUCAUGAACGACUCUGUCUCCACGUUCUCAGAACACAUAAACUUGUCCCUGAACACGUGGAGACCAGAACCCUCUACAGCUCCUUCCAGCCUAAUCUCUCUCAGGGAAAGCUUCAGAUGUGGGUGGACGUUUUCCCAAAAAGCAUUGGACUUCCCGGUCCUCCCUUUGACAUCACACCACGAAAGGCCAAGAAGUAUCUUCUGCGUGUCGUCGUCUGGAACACCACAGAAGUGACUCUUGAUGAGACCAGCAUCACUGGAGAACAAAUGAGUGACAUCUACGUCAAAGGUUGGAUGCCAGGCAUGGAGGAGGACAAGCAGAAGACAGACGUCCACUACAGAUCCCUGGAUGGUGACGGUAACUUCAACUGGCGGUUUGUCUUUGGCUUUGAAUACCUACCAGCUGAACAGCUCUGCCUUGUGUCCAAGAAGGAACAUUUUUGGAGUCUUGACAAAACCGAGUUCAGGAUUCCCCCUAGGCUAAUCGUUCAGCUAUGGGAUAACGACAAAUUCUCACUGGAUGAUUACCUGGGUGUGUUGGACCUGGAUCUGAGUAGGCUGGUUCCUCCUGCCAAGGUACCUGAAAAAUGCUCCCUGAAGAUGAUGGAAGACCACGAUGUUAGAACACCCAACAAGGUGGAGAACUCCAAGUCUCUGUUUGCUCAGCAGUCAGUCAGAGGCUGGUGGCCUUGCUCCAUCGAAAAAGAUGGCAAGAAGGUCCUGGGGGGUAAAGUGGAGAUGACUCUGGAGAUUGUGAAUGAAGCAGAGGCAGACGAGAGACCAGCAGGAAAAGGAAGAGAAGAACCCAACAUGAACCCAAAGCUGAACCCCCCCAACCGCCCAGAAACAUCCUUCUUCUGGUUCACGAACCCGUGCAAAACCAUGAAGUUUAUCGUGUGGAGAAGAUUCAAGUGGGUUUUCCUCGGACUCAUCAUCCUCACCAUCGUGGUUCUCUUCAUUGCCAUCUUGUUGUACUCUUUACCUAACUACAUCUCAAUGAAGAUAGUGAAGCCGCUUCAGUAGAAGAGGAAUGGAAACAACAGCAAGGACAAAACACAUAAAGGAUCACAUGAUCCGCCUUUAUUUUAUAUCUUUAUUUAGUUUUUCUAUUACUGCGGGAAGGGGCGCUUGCAUAUUUGCACUGUAACAAAUGAAAACAUUUUAACCUCACUGUGACAAACUGGUAAUUGCUGCACAAAGAUGUCAGACUUUUCUCCAAACCCUAGCUUUAACUGCUGCAAUAGAGUGAUGCAACACCACUGACCAGCAUCAUGCUGUCAGGACGUUUCUGUUCUCAUUAAUCAUUAAGAUUUAUUCUAGUUGGUGCUGUAACCAGGUGGGAUUCCUCUUCUGAUCGAUGUAAUUGUGCCAAAUGAAACUAAAGUUAAUUUACUCACAUUAAACCUUUUUUUACAAAGGAUUUUAAAUAAAUGGAACUCAGCAGAA
Nothobranchius furzeri (turquoise killifish) is the source of this 6748-nucleotide messenger RNA. Its product is annotated as myoferlin. The record is from RefSeq and is a predicted model, not a curated record. NCBI's taxonomy places the organism in Eukaryota, Metazoa, Chordata, Actinopteri, Cyprinodontiformes, Nothobranchiidae. Gene Ontology annotation, cellular component: membrane. Gene Ontology annotation, biological process: plasma membrane organization.